CUUUAUCUCCGUUUCCCACCUUAUUGUAACCUCCAACUAUUUCUCAGAAGUUAUCAAAAAAUGCCCACCGUAAUUCCGCCCGUGGAUAAGUUGCCCCUUGCGGUGCGCAAGCAAGUCCGAGACGGUUUCGAUUCAAAAAAGGCUGACCUCGAAGCCAAUCUGUCAAAAUUGUUAGGUGUACCCUGGAAAAUCGAUAUCAAUCCCAAUGCUAUCUGGGUCUAUGCUGCGGAGGACGACUAUGCGAAGACUAAUCUGGGAUAUUGUAUUGAAGCUUACGUUUCGUCCGCAUUUAACAGUAUCAAAUACUUUCUGGAGGACAUGGGCCAUGGACAGCCCGGAAAGGAUGAGAUCAACAGCGUGUGUUCUAAUCACACGCUAACCAUGGCCAUGGAUGAGGCUGGCAAGAUUAGUUACUGUGGAUGCGACGUCCACGAAGGCAUGCUCCGCAUUCUUUUCAACCCGAAGUAUCUCGGGACCAACCACAACGACGCUCUCCAAAAACUCGAAGAUGUUCUUUCCACAGCCGCGAGUUCCUCCUCGCUUUCAUACUCCGCACGCCAUUCCAUUGAAGAGAGUUGGGACAAGAAUAUCCCCGAAAUUCAAGCCAAAGUUGCCAAGCAUCUAAAGAACCCCGCCAUCAAACUGAAUCCCAACUGGGAGGAAGUGUUUGCAGCUCUCAGAGUAGAUGCAGCAGUGAAAGCAGAAGAAGGUUGGGACAAGCGGAUUGGAAUGUACAUGAAAGCGUACUUCGAGGCGUUCGCGUAUGCAUUAGAGUACAACAAAUUCGAGGAGGAUGAAAUGUUGAGGGAGGGGUUUGAAGAGGUUGUAAGCAAGGGCGAGGUAAAGUUCCGAAUUGUCAAGGAGCUUACCCCUGGAGGCUAUUACAAUGAAUCAGUGGUUGAGGACGGUAUUCUGUAUAUGCAGACUCAGGCAAAGAACUGGGGCGUCAAUAACGACACGAUUGCGACUAAGAUCGUGGACAUUUUGUAGGUCCAAGACUGAAUGUUGCGACCUCAAAUCUAGAGAGGGGGCACGCCGCUAGAACAACUAUCGUAGCCUCAGUCUUACAUCAUCGAUGCACUGCGUC
This is a messenger RNA of Lindgomyces ingoldianus, 1087 nucleotides long. RefSeq lists its product as uncharacterized. The record is from RefSeq and is a predicted model, not a curated record. Lineage: Eukaryota; Fungi; Ascomycota; Dothideomycetes; Pleosporales; Lindgomycetaceae. Bases 61 to 990 code for a protein of 309 amino acids. The transcript has 4 exons.